This is a messenger RNA of Fusarium coffeatum, 1338 nucleotides long. RefSeq lists its product as uncharacterized. The coding region runs from base 1 to 1338 and encodes 445 amino acids. The record is from RefSeq and is a predicted model, not a curated record. The transcript has a single exon. Lineage: Eukaryota; Fungi; Ascomycota; Sordariomycetes; Hypocreales; Nectriaceae. Gene Ontology annotation, molecular function: protein kinase activity; ATP binding. Gene Ontology annotation, biological process: protein phosphorylation.
AUGGACCCCGGAACAGCUCUAGCUGUGGUGUCGCUCUCCUUCGACCUUUUGGCCAGCUGCGUUAGAGGCUUCACCUUGAUAUCUGACGCUCGAAACAUCGGAAAGGAUGCAGCCAUCGAACGAACAAAACUCAUGCUUCAAGAGCAUCGACUCAUUGAAUGGGCUAAGGUAAUCGGCCUCAACCCUCCCAGGGACGAUGGAUCACUGGAGAUACACAAGCAUCCCGCCGCUAUCAUUUUGUUCCAGUUAGAGCAGCUUCUCUCCUCAACGGACGCUUUAAAAAACCGCUACAAGUUGGAACUUGUGUCUCCGCCUAAUGGUUCUGAUGACUUGGUCCCUUCCGAACCGGCGAUCGUCUCGGAUAACCCGGCUUCGUCGAUCCUUUCGCAUAUUGUGUCAUCCGAGAUUCGCCAGGGCAUCCUCAAGCGCGCAUCUACACUGAACACCGCGAAUCGGUUCCCAAGGCGCCUUUAUUGGGACGCUGUCGACAAGAAAAAGUACGCGGAGCUGGUACAGGAUGUGACCGGUCUUGUCGAUGGGCUUUGGUCUCUCUUGGACAUUCCUCACCGAAUCCAGACGUCUCGCGCAGUCAACCAGACGCUGCAACUCGCGAUCCAAACGAGUGAAGAUAUCAAGGGUCUUCAGUAUCUCCAGAAAUCUCUACAAGACUCAUUCACAGAUGCUGGUGUUAAGAACAGCCUCGCUGCCUCGGCAGGCCUGAAGGCACAGCAUAUUUUGCUCACAUCACAUAGUGGUGAUACCCAGCAACAAGCGCACUCCGAUGAUGGGACCAGCCGUGUACUACCAGCAGAACUCCCAUCGGUUCUGGACCCUUCCCAGCUGUCUAGCAUUCAUAUGAUGAUAUCAACCAUUGGAUCUUCCCUGUACCAGGGAGACACCAUGCUGAUAGAAGAGAAGCGUGUACAGCCGAGAAUGAAAGCGAAGCUUAAACCACGUGUUGAAGCCCUCGUGGGUCUACUCUCGCAGUCUCCCACGCCAUCUUUUCUGACAUUCCCUUGCCUGGGAUACACUGAAGAGCAAGGGGGCUUCCGGUUGGUCUUCUGUUUCCCUUCUGGCACCGAGAAGCCUCUUUCCCUGCUCAAUGUAUUAUCGAAAUCCAGCGGACCACUGCCAGAUGUUGGUAUGCGACUUCGUUUAGCUGCGCAGGUGUGCCAGACGCUCCUGAGCUUCCACACAGCCGGCUGGCUCCAUAAAGACAUGCGAUCUGAAAACAUUCUCCUCGUCUCUCCGACCUCUAGCCCGUCAAUUGACCGCCUAAGUCGACCAUAUCUCUGCGGUUUCUCGUUCGCACGACAAGGUUCGCCGACCGAAAUCUGA